UACAUUGUAGCAUUGCAGCUUUAAAAGGCUGGGUGACUCCCUCCUCAUUAGACUCACUUCAACAAACUCUCAACACACUUCCCCUCUCAGUUGUAACCAGCCCAUGGAAAUGGAGAACCAGAUGGAGAGCCAGAAGAGAAGAGGAAUGAGCCAAGAUGAUUUAAUAUCUGAACGGACAGGGUCUUUGGGAUGCAUUGGUUGGGUCAUAGUCAUAAUCUCUGGCCUCUUCACAACUCUCCUCUUCCCCAUCACUAUCUGGUUUUGUCUCAAGAUUGUUCAGGAGUAUGAGCGCGCCGUCAUCUUCAGACUGGGCCGUAUUACAGACAGGAAGGCGAAAGGACCAGGAAUUUUCUUCAUUUUGCCAUGCACUGAUUCCUUUGUGAAAGUUGAUCUGCGUACAGUUUCAUUUGACAUCCCACCACAAGAGAUUCUGACCAAGGACUCAGUCACAGUUUCUGUGGAUGGAGUGGUGUACUUCCGGGUCAGUGACCCGAUUGCCUCCGUGGCCAACGUGUCUAAUGCUGACUUCUCCACCCGUCUGCUGGCUCAAACUACCCUCAGAAAUGUCCUGGGAACUAAGAACCUGUCUGAGCUCUUGUCUGACCGUGAGGGCAUCGCUCACAGCAUGCAGUCCAACCUGGAUGAAGCCACAGACAACUGGGGCAUCAAGGUGGAGCGUGUGGAGAUUAAAGAUGUGAAGCUGCCACAUCAGCUGCAGAGAGCCAUGGCUGCUGAAGCAGAGGCUUCACGAGAGGCCAGAGCCAAGGUGAUUGCAGCUGAGGGCGAGAUGAAUGCAUCCCGUGCACUGAAGGAGGCAUCCCUUGUGAUCGCAGAGUCCCCGUCAGCUCUGCAGCUUCGCUACCUGCAGACCCUCAACACCAUUGCAGCAGAGAAGAACUCCACCAUCAUCUUCCCCCUUCCCAUGGAUAUCAUAUCUCACUUCAUGCGGAAGUGAUGCCUCAGUUUGCUUUUCAUCUGAAGUUAAAUAAAACAUGAGUCAGGUGGGGGUCAGGAUUCAUUUCUGUGACUCCUUGUGAAAUAAUCUGCCAGGAUGCAAGAUAAUGCUAUAUAUGGUCAACAUUUUUUCAGACUGAUCAUAAAAACACCUUUAUGGUUCAUGUAGUCAAGCUGUGAUCAGGCCAGUCCUGCUAACCAAUGUGACUUAGAUUAAAUUCAGUAGUCUGCAUAGUUUACAUGUGUUUGACAAAAGUUAUAUAUCUAUAAAUAGAAUAGUGUCUCAUUUGUGAUAUCAUAUGAUGUAAUGUUGUGUACUUUACAUUAAAUGUUGAAUGUUAAAACUAAA
Messenger RNA from Dicentrarchus labrax (European seabass), 1303 nucleotides. RefSeq names its product stomatin (EPB72)-like 3b (gene stoml3b). Gene Ontology annotation, cellular component: plasma membrane. The record is from RefSeq and is a predicted model, not a curated record. NCBI's taxonomy places the organism in Eukaryota, Metazoa, Chordata, Actinopteri, Moronidae. The transcript is spliced from 7 exons. Bases 104 to 955 code for a protein of 283 amino acids.